AUGUCCGUCUGGAACCCAGAUAAUAUCCGCGAUGUCGCGGAAUCGGUCGGUAUUACCAACCUCAACCAUGAUGUGACGGAAAAUCUUGCUCGCGACGUCGAAUACCGCGUUGCGCAGGUGCUGGAAGAAGCACUCAAGUGCAUGCGCCACGGCAAGCGCACCCUCCUCACAACCCAAGAUAUUUCCCAUGCCCUGAGGAAUCUGGAUGUGGAGCCACUAUAUGGGUACGAAUCCCUUCGCCCAUUACGAUUCGGUGAAGCGUCGCUGGGCCCUGGUCAACCGCUGUUCUACGUGGAAGAUGAAGAGGUGGACUUUGAGAAACUUAUCAACGCGCCGUUGCCCAAGGUCCCCCGGGAGGUGUCAUUCACUGGCCACUGGCUGGCUGUCGAAGGCGUUCAGCCAUCCAUCCCUCAGAACCCCACUGCCGCCGAUUCUAGGAACCUCGAGCUGGUAUCAAAGGGGCCCAACGCCAAUUCCACCUUGGCGGCAAUGAGUGGCAGUGGCGAAGUGUCAGUGAAGCCUACCGUGAAGCACGUGCUGUCCAAGGAGCUGCAGCUGUACUUCGAGAAGGUUUGCAGUGCAUUCCUGGAUGAAACGAGCGAAGAGUACCGCACCUCAGCAUAUGCUAGUCUGCGGGAUGACCCUGGUCUCCAUCAAUUGGUGCCAUACUUCGUUCAAUUCAUUGCGGAGAAAGUCACCCAUAGCCUGAAGGAUAUAUUCGUCCUAACUCAAGUGAUGCACAUGGCCGAGGCCUUAGUACAGAACGCAUCACUUUACGUCGAUCCAUAUAUCGCCUCCCUUGUCCCAUCAAUUUUGACCUGUCUGGUCGGCCGACAACUUGGCGGAGCCAGCGAUCUGUCCGAACAAUUCGCUCUUCGUGACCUUGCAGCCUCUCUCCUCGGACUGAUUGCGAAGAAGUUCUCCCACUCGUCGCAUAUGCUUAAGCCUCGUCUUGUACGAUCCUGCUUGAAGAGCUUCCUCGACCCUUCCAAGCCGUUCUGUGCCCAUUAUGGAGCCGUUAUUGGACUGCAAGCCGUCGGUGGCGCCGAGGUAGUACGAGUACUCGUCAUUCCCAACCUGAGUGAUUACUCCAAACUCCUCAGCGAUGGCCUCGACGAUGCAGCUCGUCGCCCCGCUGCCGAGCGCGUCCUGAGUGCACUUCUCGGCGUCCUAGUCUCUAUCCGCGAGGCUCACCCAUCUCUGACCAACGGUCACCCCGCAGCCGUGUCGGAUGAUUUGCGCACACAGUUGACGGAGAAAGUCGGUGGUCUGAUUGCCACGAAGAUCGUUGAAGCCAACGAAGUGCAGCUGGCUCGCCUUAUCGUGGAGGCCUAA
Messenger RNA from Penicillium subrubescens, 1335 nucleotides. Its product is annotated as TATA-binding protein-associated factor TAF6. The record is from RefSeq and is a predicted model, not a curated record. Bases 1 to 1335 code for a protein of 444 amino acids. Gene Ontology annotation, biological process: transcription initiation at RNA polymerase II promoter; RNA polymerase II preinitiation complex assembly. The transcript is spliced from 3 exons. Gene Ontology annotation, cellular component: transcription factor TFIID complex; SLIK (SAGA-like) complex; SAGA complex. Gene Ontology annotation, molecular function: RNA polymerase II general transcription initiation factor activity; protein heterodimerization activity; transcription coactivator activity. NCBI's taxonomy places the organism in Eukaryota, Fungi, Ascomycota, Eurotiomycetes, Eurotiales, Aspergillaceae.